This is a messenger RNA of Anopheles coustani, 1058 nucleotides long. RefSeq lists its product as uncharacterized. The coding region runs from base 70 to 975 and encodes 301 amino acids. Gene Ontology annotation, cellular component: transcription regulator complex; nucleus. Lineage: Eukaryota; Metazoa; Arthropoda; Insecta; Diptera; Culicidae. Gene Ontology annotation, biological process: regulation of transcription by RNA polymerase II. The record is from RefSeq and is a predicted model, not a curated record. The transcript is spliced from 4 exons.
GUGCGAAAAUUUGUUUGUUUACGAAUCCUUCCUUGCAAAAAUUUCGCAUCGCAUUCCAGCAAAGUUAAAAUGGAACAGAAGAAGAAAGUAAGGAGGCAGCUGGACAAAAAAUUAACUUUAAAACUCAUAACGGAAGUUAAGAAAAGACCCUUAAUAUGGGACAAACAUUUGAAAGUUCAUCGAGAUAUAAAACAGCUGAACGAUGCAUGGACAGAGAUUGCCAGAGAAAUUGGCCUACCCAAACAAUUCGUCCUCAGUCAAUGGAAGAUCGUUCUUUCCUGUUUCCGUACAUAUAAAGCGAAAGUGAGGAAAAGUCAACAGAAGGCGACAGGUUCUGAUAAAGUGUACAAACCCGUUUGGUUCGCAUACGAUGUGAUGGUUUCGUUCUUGUCAAAGGGUACAGAUAUGGAAAGGUUAUUGGACUCUACCGAAAUCAAGCGCUCCCCUUCAGAUGAUGAGGAUCAAAAAACAUCCUUAAUGGAUCCACUAUCCGAUAUAGAAUCAUCAGCUUCAACAAGUGAUACGACUCAAACCCCCGCAAUCAAACGAUUGGGCAGAAUACAUAAAAACGACGAUCACCAGCAGGCUGGACAAAACGAAGCCUUUCCCAAGGAUCUAUUUUUAGAGUAUAUUUCCAUGGAACUUAAAAACCUUCCCGAAAAGCGCCAACUGGAAGUGCGCAACAAAUUAUUUGGCGUUAUUGCAGAGGAAAGGUUGAUUAGUUUGAAUGGUAGCUACGUGCAGGAUAACUUAGAAACAAAAGCGACUGUAGAAUUAAAAACGGCGAAAGAAAAUUACAAAAUUUUGCAAGCGGAACAUCAGCAACUUAAGAAAGAUUAUGAAGAGCUAUAUACCAAAUAUCACAAGCAGGUAGCAGCAGCUGAAUUGUACGAGGAAUUCCUAGCAGAAGGUCAAUCCAUGGUUAAUAAUCUUACAGGCAAAUUAAUGGUAAUACGAAAUCAAUUAAUGAAAUAAACGUCAGUGGCAAAUAUUUAUUUUUAAAAUAAUUAUUGAACAACUGUAAAGCUAUUUCGGUGUAAAUAAAAAACCGUUUAGAU